AAAGAGUCGUUUCAAAAUGGCCGGUAAAUUUUGAAAGUGUCCAGUACACCUUCCAAACACAGGCCACACCCUGAAGGUCUGAGGCAUGGCCAUGGGAGGUAUUUGGUCAACUGAGCCUGAGGAACUUCCAGAGGAGCCCAAAGGCAAAGGGUCAGGGGAUGAUGACUGUCAUGACUUGGAAGAAGGUUUAAAUUUUGUGGUUUGCCAAGAUGGUGACUCACAAGAUUCUGGAGAUGCACUCAGCGUUGGAGAUCAAUUGUACAUCAAAGUGCACAGCCUUCAUGCGGAUGUUGCAGACAAGAUAACUGGAAUGCUCAUGGAAUGUGAAAAUGACCAGAUAGUGUCCAUGUUGAACGAUGAUUCAUACUUGGAAGAGAUGGUGUCACGUGCUGUUGAUGUUUUAGCAGAGGAGGACAGCACAACAGAUGUAUCUUACUCAGAUUCUGAUUCCGACGACGAUACGACAAAGGAACAGUUAGGUGAGGCCCUCUAUGAGCGAGUGGCAGAACUAGAACCAGAAUUAUGCGGGCAUAUCACUGGUAUGUUGUUGGAGUUGGACAAUGCUCUGAUUAGGGAGUUUCUGGAAUCCAGAGAUUCUUUGGAGGAAGCGGUGGCCAAGGCACGUACUGAGUAUCUCCUGCACGCUACUGGGUCACCGGCUGGCUCUAGCUCCAGUGAGGAUGAUGAACUUUCAUGCAUACUCUUUAAUGCUGUCUCGGAAAGAUGUCCUGAAAUUGCUGACCGGAUCACAGGUAUGCUCCUGGAACUGGAUCAAAAAGUGAUAGAAAAACUACUUGACAACCCCAAACAUCUCGAUGCUCAAGUAGAACGUGCCAAGGUGGCUCUGUAUGAGGACAGUGUGGUCUAACAUACUCUGCCAGGGUGGCUCUGUAGACUGUAUGAGGACAGUGUGGUCUAACUUACUGUGCCAGGGCGGCUCUGUACAAGGACAGUGUGCUUACCAUACUUUGAUAAUAGUGCGCUUUCGCUAUCUCUGUGCAAGAACCACUCCACCGAGAACAUUGUUAUUUUUUUCUCUUUUUUUGUAAAAAAUUAUUUAUAUGUACUAAUACUCAAGGAUUAAGUUUUGUCCAAUGAAAUCACUUGUAAUAAGUAUAAAACCAUGUCUUUUUUGAUUGCUUAUGUAAUGUGUACAAUGUAUUGUGGGAGUUUCUAUUCUCGUCCUAACUUUCCAAGAGAUACAGUCAGCAAGUGUUUGAGCUGCAGCUGGAAACAAACUUUUCGUGUGCAACUAUUCAUUUGUUAUGAGCAUUUAGGUCAGGUGGUACAAUUAAAAUAAGUACAGUUAUGACCUCUGUUUGCGCAGCUGGUUUCUACACUGUAGGGGUUAUAAUUGUACCAGUGCUAUAAAUUAUAAUUGAACCACCAAACUUGACACGUUUCUUCAUUGUACUCUUAGGAUUGUUCUGUCAUCAGUGUGUCUAACGUGAGGCUGUAUUUGGCUGUAACCAUGGUAACAAUCUUGGUACUGAACAACAUAAUUGACACAAGUAAA
Lineus longissimus is the source of this 1516-nucleotide messenger RNA. RefSeq lists its product as uncharacterized. Gene Ontology annotation, molecular function: RNA binding; ubiquitin-ubiquitin ligase activity. Bases 86 to 868 code for a protein of 260 amino acids. The transcript is spliced from 4 exons. Lineage: Eukaryota; Metazoa; Nemertea; Pilidiophora; Heteronemertea; Lineidae. Gene Ontology annotation, cellular component: nucleus; cytoplasm. Gene Ontology annotation, biological process: protein polyubiquitination; positive regulation of canonical Wnt signaling pathway. The record is from RefSeq and is a predicted model, not a curated record.